Messenger RNA from Abrus precatorius (Indian licorice), 2312 nucleotides. Its product is annotated as mechanosensitive ion channel protein 10-like. The coding region runs from base 20 to 2116 and encodes 698 amino acids. The transcript is spliced from 5 exons. The record is from RefSeq and is a predicted model, not a curated record. Gene Ontology annotation, molecular function: mechanosensitive monoatomic ion channel activity. Lineage: Eukaryota; Viridiplantae; Streptophyta; Magnoliopsida; Fabales; Fabaceae. Gene Ontology annotation, biological process: monoatomic anion transport; transmembrane transport; detection of mechanical stimulus. Gene Ontology annotation, cellular component: plasma membrane.
GCAAGAGUCCCACUACUGAAUGGAGAAAACAAGGUCCUCGGAGCAAGUUGUUGUCUUCCUCGACCAACACAAUCCUAAAGCUUCUUCGAUGGACGCCGAGAAUCCCCAAACUAAUGAGAAGCCCAAACACCCCCCGAUGAGAGCCCAAACUCUCAACUGUCUCAGCUUCUCAAAACCCAAAUCCCGAAUCCUAGAAUACAACUAUCCUCCACGCACCAAGCUACUAACCCCCGAAGAAAUCGACACCAUUCAACCUUCCUAUAAGAUCUCUUCCGACGACGACGACGAUUGGGAUUGGAGCGAAGAUGAGCAAGAAGAAGAUGACUCACAACACGACCCCAAGUUACACCCGAAGAGAAAGUUCAAAGUCAAGUGGAGGCUCAUGAUGGAAUGGGCCUUGUUUCUCAACAUAAUGGCCUGUUUGGUGUGUUCUCUUACCAUAUCUUCCAUUACAAACAUUCACGUGUGGGGUUUGGAAAUUUGGAAGUGGUGUUUAAUGGCAAUGGUCACUUUCAGUGGCCGUUUGUUUUCGGGAUGGUUAGUUGGCCUAACGGUUUUCAUCAUCGAACGAAACUUCAUGCUGAGGGAGAAGGUCUUGUACUUCAUCUACGGACUCAGAAAAAGCAUAAGAAACUGUUUGUGGUUAGGCCUUGUUUUAAUCUCUUACUGGAGUCUGGUGUUCGAUGAUGUCCAAAAGAAGAACCACAAGUUCCUCAACAAGGUGUUUCAAGCCUUGGUGGCUGUUUUAGUGGGUGCUACCAUUUGGCUUAUAAAGAUUGUGUUAGUCAAAAUACUGGCAAGUUCAUUCCACGUGACCACUUACUUUGAUAGAAUGAAAGAGAGCGUUUUUCAUCACUACAUUUUGGACACCUUGUCAGGGCCUCCAAUGGAAGAUGCUGAAGCGAUAUUGCAACAGCACCAACUCAAUGGCUCUAAGUCGAUGCCCACGAGGGGGAAGUUGAAGGAGGCAAAGAAUCAGCACAAGUCUAAGAGGUUUGGCUCGAGGAAGAUUGACAUGGAGAAGCUGAGAGAGCUUAGCAUGGAGAGCACUGCUUCUGCAUGGAGUGUGAAGAGGCUUGUUAGCUAUGUUAGAUCUUCCGGUUUGUCCACCAUUUCAAGGACUGUUGAUGAUUUUGGGAACGCCGAGUCUGAGAUCAGUAGCGAGUGGGAAGCUAGAAAUUGUGCACAGAAGAUUUUCAAGAACGUUGCUAAGCCUGAUGCCAAGUAUAUUGAAGAGGAGGAUCUCAUGAGAUUUUUGAAGAGGGUUGAGAUACAUACCAUUUUUCCACUCUUUGAAGGCGCCCUUGAAACUGGCAAGAUCAGCAGGUCUUCAUUUAGAAAUUGGGUGAUUCGAGCUUAUUAUGAACGAAAAGCUCUAGCACAAUCACUCAAUGAUACCAAAACAGCAGUACAGCAGCUUCACAAAUUAGCAAGCGCCAUUGUUAGUGUGAUAAUAAUCAUUGUGACCAUUUUGGUGAUGGGGGUGGCAACGGUCAAGAUAAUAUUAUUCUGCAUUACACAAACUGUUUUGAUAGGAGUUGCCUUCCAAGGUACUUGCAAGACUGUAUUGGAGGCCAUCGUCUUUGUCUUCGUCAUGCACCCUUUUGAUAUUGGAGACCGCUGUGUCAUUGAUGGAGUUCAGAUGAUUGUGGAAGAGAUGAAUAUCCUGACAACAGUAUUUCUUCGAUAUGACAAUGAGAAAGUAUACUACCCUAACGCAGUUUUGCUCUCUAAGCCAAUAAGCAAUUUCUAUAGGAGUCCAGAGAUGUGGGAUUCAAUUGAUUUCACAAUUGAUGUUUCAACUCCCAUGGAGACCAUCCUUGCACUCAAGAAAUCAAUACAAAUGUACAUUGAGAGCAAGCCAAAGUAUUGGAAUCCAAAACACGGUAUGAUAGCAAAAGGAAUAGAAAAUGUGGACAAGUUGAAGUUGUGCUUAUCUGUGCAACAUACCAUCAACCAUCAGAACUACGGUGAGCGAAACGUUAGGAUAACGGAACUUUUCUUGGAAUUGAAAAGGCUCUUUGAGAUCCAUGGUGUCAAGUAUCAUCUUCUUCCUCAGGAGAUCCAAAUUACCCAGAUGAACAUUGAAAAUGGGAAAGUCCUUUUUCAAUCAUAAAGCAAAGCUUGCUUCUCAUCUCUUUUUCAUUUAUCAGAAAUAUAUAAUUACCACAAUAAUCACUUUGUUAAAAGCUUUCAAAUUAUCUUCCUUUUAAAUUUCAACUCUCUAUCAUGUCUUAAUAGUUUAAACUAAGUUAAGGAGUGCAUUUACUGUGUUAUACAUUGUUAAAUUAUGAAUAGAAUUCAGUUACCAU